Molecule: messenger RNA, 1950 nt
Organism: Aspergillus ochraceoroseus IBT 24754
Lineage: Eukaryota; Fungi; Ascomycota; Eurotiomycetes; Eurotiales; Aspergillaceae
Product: lysophospholipase family protein
Exons: 2
Coding region: 1-1950 (649 amino acids)
Biological process (GO): glycerophospholipid catabolic process
Cellular component (GO): intracellular membrane-bounded organelle; cytosol
Molecular function (GO): A2-type glycerophospholipase activity
Source: RefSeq, a predicted model, not a curated record
AUGACUUCAGCCGCUUUAAGUACCUUUUUGGUCUUGGCUCUUAGCUCUGCCCCUGGGGUGUCUAGUGUCCCGACAGCAAUCGAUUCGGUAUAUGGGGAUCUCACCCCACGAGCGCUCCCCAAUGCGCCAAAUGGUUAUGUCCCUACCAAUGUGACCUGCCCAGCUAGCAGGCCUCAGAUUCGGAGUGCAGCCUCUCUCUCAACAAAUGAAACCGCAUGGCUCCAAGUGCGACGCCCAGAGACCAUCUCUGCGAUGAAGGAUUUCUUUAGCCAUUUGAAUAUGACCUCCUUUGACGCCGUUUCCUACAUCAACCACCACGAGGGAAACCUUUCAAACAUCCCCAACAUUGGCAUUGCGGUGUCUGGUGGCGGUUAUCGAGCGCUGACCAAUGGUGCAGGCGCAAUCAAGGCCUUUGAUAGUCGAACCGAAGGAUCCACGCAAGUCGGACACCUGGGGGGCCUGUUACAGUCCGCCACCUAUCUAUCGGGGUUGUCUGGAGGCAGUUGGCUUCUAGGGUCCAUCUACAUCAACAAUUUCACGACCAUCUCCAAUCUCCAAACCUAUGACGAAACCGAAGUUUGGCAAUUCCAAAAUUCUAUCAUCAAAGGGCCCAAGACGGGAGGAUUGCAGGUUUGGGAUACGGUCAAGUAUUACCAUGAGUUGGAGAAAGUUGUCAAGGGGAAGAAGGACGCCGGGUUUAAACUCUCCUUUACCGAUUACUGGGGGCGCGCUCUUUCCUACCAGUUGAUUAACGCCACAGAUGGUGGGCCGGACUAUACAUGGUCAUCCAUUGCCUUGACCGAUGAUUUUCGCAAUGGCAAAAUGCCUAUGCCCCUUGUCGUUGCCGACGGGAGGAACCCCGGAGAGGUGCUUAUCGGCAGCAACUCCACCGUGUACGAGUUCAACCCUUGGGAAUUUGGCACCUUUGAUCCCUCAAUCUUUGGCUUUGCUCCCCUGGAAUAUCUUGGAUCUCACUUCGACAGCGGCGUCGUGGUCUCUGGGGACGCUUGUGUUCGAGGAUUCGAUAACGCAGGCUUUGUCAUGGGGACCUCGUCGACUCUAUUCAACCAAUUUGUUCUCCACUUGAAUAGUACGGAUAUUUCCUCGGGCCUGAAGGACAUCCUCCGUGAUAUUCUGACAGACUUGGGCGACCACGACGAUGAUAUUGCCCUCUACUCGCCCAAUCCCUUCUACAACUACCAGAACGCCACCCACGCCUACGAGAAAACCAGUGCUCUGAACGUGGUUGACGGCGGCGAAGAUGAUGAGAACAUCCCCCUUCAUCCACUCAUCCAGCCAACCCGCAAUGUGGACGUUAUCUUCGCGGUGGAUUCAUCCGCCAGCACCAACCUCAGCUGGCCCGACGGCGGUCCUCUGGUGGCCACCUACGAGCGCUCUCUCAACUCAUCCGGCAUGGGCAAUGGCACCGCAUUCCCCAGCAUCCCGGACAGAAACACCUUUAUCAACCUCGGCCUGAACACCCGGCCCACCUUCUUCGGAUGCAACAGCUCCAAUAUCACAGGCCAGGCGCCCCUCGUCGUCUACCUCCCCAACUAUCCGUAUACCACCUACUCCAACACAUCCACCUUCAAGCUCACCUACGAGAUCUCCGAAAGAGACGACAUGAUCACCAACGGAUACAACGUCGUGACCAUGGGCAACGCAACCCGAGAUAACUACACCGACUGGCCUAGCUGCGCAGGCUGUGCGAUCUUGAGUCGGUCUUUCGACCGUACGGGCACGGAGAUGCCAGCCGUUUGCACGCGGUGCUUUGAAAAGUACUGCUGGGAUGGAACGCGGAAUAGCACCACACCAGCCCCGUACGAGCCCUCACCGAUUAUGCUAACGACAACCACCAAGAAGGAAAACUCGGGGUUGAGAAACACCUUUAAUUCGGGGUUCGCUCUGCGGGUUUCGUGCGCAGUGCUGCUUGGGGCUUUACUUUCCUAA